Messenger RNA from Vigna umbellata (rice bean), 4514 nucleotides. Its product is annotated as ABC transporter G family member 31-like. Gene Ontology annotation, cellular component: membrane. The record is from RefSeq and is a predicted model, not a curated record. Gene Ontology annotation, molecular function: ABC-type transporter activity; ATP binding; ATP hydrolysis activity. NCBI's taxonomy places the organism in Eukaryota, Viridiplantae, Streptophyta, Magnoliopsida, Fabales, Fabaceae.
UUCAUUUCCUCUAAAUCAAACAUCUCACAGAGUCCUUCUUCUUCUUGUACAAUCCUCUUCACUUUCUCAAUUUCCUUCGUCUCCGUUCCAAACACGAAACCGUUACAGAAAUGGCGGCUUCCGAUGGAAGCGAAUACUUCGAAUUAGGAUCACUCCAUAGCGAGAGCUUCGCUAUGGCCUCCAACUCCGAGACCGUGGCCGAGGAUGAAGAGGAGCUGCAGUGGGCGGCGCUCUCCAGGUUGCCGUCGCAGAAGCGCAUCAACUACGCCCUCCUCCGCGCAUCUUCUUCCCGUGCUCAACCUCCUACGCAAGACUUAGUUGACGUCCGAAAGCUGAGCCGCUCUCGCCGGGAACUCGUCGUUAAGAAAGCUCUGGCCACCACCGACCAAGACAACUACCGCCUUCUCUGCGCCAUAAAAGAACGCUUCGACAGGGUUGGGUUGGAGGUGCCGAAGAUCGAGGUGAGAUUCAGGAACCUGAACGUCUCUGCCAAUGUUCAAAUUGGUUCUAGAGCUCUACCAACACUGGUUAACUAUACUCGUGAUUGCUUCGAGGGAAUCCUAACUAAGAUGAGGUUAUGCAAACCUAAACGGCAUGCCCUUACCAUACUGAACAAUAUCAGUGGCGUUAUCAAGCCAGGAAGGAUGACUCUGCUAUUAGGACCUCCGGGAGCAGGUAAAACCAGCUUACUUCUGGCUCUCGCGGGCAAGCUUGAUAACAACCUCAAGACAACGGGUAGUAUAACAUACAAUGGCUGCGAGGUGGACGAUUUUUAUGUUCGACGGACUUCUGCAUACAUUAGCCAAACAGAUGAUCACGUUGCGGAACUGACGGUAAGAGAAUGUUUGGAUUUUGGUGCUAGAUGUCAAGGUGCAGAAGAAGGUUUUGCAGCAUAUACAACCGAACUUGGCCGCCUAGAGAAGGAAAGGAACAUAAGACCUAGUGCAGAAGUUGACGCGUUUAUGAAGGCAUCAUCUGUCGGAGGUAAGAAACACAGCGUGAAUACGGAUUACAUUUUGAAAGUGCUUGGUCUCGAUAUAUGUUCGGAGACAAUAGUUGGCAACGAUAUGAUGCGAGGGGUUUCUGGGGGCCAAAAGAAAAGAGUUACAACAGGAGAGAUGAUUGUUGGUCCAAGAAAAACACUAUUUAUGGAUGAGAUAUCAACUGGUCUUGAUAGCUCCACUACGUUCCAGAUAGUAAAAUGCAUAAAGAACUUUGUUCAUCAAAUGGACGCUACAGUACUCAUGGCUCUCCUUCAGCCAGCUCCUGAGACAUUUGAGCUAUUUGAUGAUCUGGUGCUUCUGUCAGAAGGGUACGUGGUAUAUCAAGGUCCUCGAGAAGACGUGCUCGACUUUUUUCAGUCAUUAGGUUUUCAACUUCCACCUCGUAAGGGGAUUGCUGACUUUCUACAGGAGGUGACAUCUAAAAAGGAUCAAGCACAAUACUGGGCAGACCCUUCAAAACCAUAUGUGUUCGUCUCAGUUGCUGAAAUUGCACAAGCCUUUAAAAAUUCGAAAUUUGGAAAGUAUAUGGAAUCCUUGCAAAGUCAUCCACUUGAUACAUCAAAAGGUCAUCCUUCAGCUUUGGCUAGAACUAAAUAUGCCGUGCCAAGAUGGGAUCUUGCCAAAGCUUGUUUUUCUCGAGAACUCCUCUUGAUAAGAAGGCAUAGCUUUCUUUAUAUCUUUAGGACCUGCCAGGUUGCUUUUGUUGGAUUUGUCACAUGUACAGUAUUCCUACGAACAAGGUUACAUCCCACAGAUGAGGUUUAUGGACGCCUUUAUCUUUCUGCUCUAUUUUUUGGGAUGGUUCACAUGAUGUUUAAUGGAUUUUCUGAGCUACCACUCUUGAUAAGUCGGCUUCCAGUAUUUUAUAAACAAAGAGAUAAUUUGUUCUAUCCUGCAUGGGCGUGGUCUGUUACCAGUUGGGUUCUACGUGUACCCUAUUCCGUUGUUGAGGCUGUUAUAUGGACUGUUGUUGUAUAUUACAGUGUUGGAUUUGCUCCAUCAGCAGGAAGGUUUUUUCGCUACAUGCUUUUACUUUUUUUAAUGCAUCAAAUGGCAUUAGGUCUCUUCCGUAUGAUGGCAGCUGUUGCACGUGAUAUGGUUCUUGCCAACACAUAUGGAUCAGCUUCACUACUUAUUGUAUUCUUACUAGGAGGAUUUAUUAUACCUAAAGCAAUGAUUAAACCGUGGUGGAUUUGGGGCUACUGGUUGUCCCCCCUUACCUAUGGACAACGUGCUAUCACAGUUAAUGAAUUUACUGCUACAAGAUGGAUGAAGAAAUCCGAGAAUGGGGGGAGCACAGUUGGUUACAAUGUCCUAGUCUCACAGAGCCUACCAACUGCUGACUACUGGUACUGGAUUGGUAUUUCAGUUGUACUUGUCUAUUCGCUUUUUUUCAACAACAUGGUCACUGUGGCCUUGACCUUUCUGAAUCCCCCACAAAAAGCACGAACAGUUAUUCCAAGUGACGAUGACUCGGAAAAGAAAUCUUCAAGAGACGGCAGUAAUCAUGUCUAUGAAACGAGUCCCCGCGCCAAAUCUGCGAGAGAGGACAGUAAUAAGAAAGGAAUGAUUCUUCCAUUUCAACCACUGACAAUGACAUUCCAUAAUGUGAAUUAUUUUGUUGAUAUGCCAAAGGAGAUAAGCAAGCAAGGAAUACCUGAAACGCGGUUGCAGCUGUUGACAAACGUGAGCGGUGUUUUCUCACCCGGUGUACUUACAGCGUUAGUGGGCUCAAGUGGGGCUGGAAAGACCACUUUGAUGGACGUACUGGCUGGUAGGAAAACUGGAGGCUACAUAGAAGGGGAGAUUAAAAUUUCGGGUUACCCAAAAGAGCAACGAACAUUUGCCAGAGUAUCAGGAUAUGUUGAGCAAAAUGAUAUUCAUUCUCCUCAAGUAACAAUUGAGGAGUCACUAUUGUUUUCUUCAGCUCUUCGCCUUCCCAAGGAAGUUGGAGUUGCUAAAAGACUUGAGUUUGUUGAACAAGUGAUGAAACUAGUUGAGCUUGAUGCUUUGAGAAAUGCUUUGGUUGGUAUGCCAGGUAGUUCUGGCUUAUCAACUGAGCAGAGAAAGCGAUUAACAAUAGCAGUGGAGCUUGUGGCAAACCCUUCCAUUAUUUUUAUGGAUGAGCCUACUUCUGGACUUGAUGCACGUGCAGCAGCUAUUGUUAUGCGAGCUGUUCGAAAUACUGUUGAUACUGGUAGAACUGUAGUUUGCACCAUACAUCAACCAAGUAUUGAUAUAUUUGAAGCAUUUGAUGAUUUACUUCUUAUGAAACGUGGCGGACGAGUAAUAUAUGGGGGGAAACUGGGUGUUCAGUCACAGAUAAUGAUUGAUUACUUUCAGGGAAUAAAAGGAAUUCCCCCCAUUCCGAAUGGGUACAAUCCGGCCACCUGGGUGCUUGAGGUUACUACGCCUGCUACUGAAGAGAAACUUAAUAUAGAUUUUGCAGAAGCUUACAAGAAUUCGGAUCAAUACAGGGGGGUGGAGUCUUCUAUCUUGCAAUUUGGGCAUCCUCCUGCAGGAUCUGAACCACUGAAAUUUGAUUCUAUGUAUUCGCUAAAUCUGUUUUCCCAAUUUUUACGAUGCCUAUGGAAACAAAAUCUUGUAUACUGGAGAAGUCCAUCGUAUAAUGCGAUGAGGUUAUACUUCACCACAAUAAGUGCUCUGAUAUUUGGUACCGUAUUUUGGGAUGUUGGCUCAAAAAGGGAAUCAACUCAAGAGCUGUUCGUGGUUAUGGGAGCUAUGUAUUCUGCAUGCAUGUUUCUUGGGGUAAAUAACUCUUCUUCUGUACAGCCAAUUGUUUCAAUAGAAAGGACUGUGUUCUAUAGAGAGAAAGCUGCUGGUAUGUACUCUCCAAUAGCUUAUGCUGCAGCCCAGGGGCUAAUAGAGGUACCAUACAUCGCUGUUCAGACGAUAGUAUUCGGUAUAAUCACAUAUUUCAUGAUCAAUUUUGAAAGGACAGCAGCAAAGUUUUUUCUCUAUCUGGUGUUCAUGUUCCUAACGUUCACCUACUUCACCUUUUACGGCAUGAUGGCCGUUGGUCUUACACCUUCCCAGCAUCUAGCAGCUGUUAUUUCUUCAGCAUUUUACUCCCUGUGGAAUCUUCUCUCAGGUUUUCUCAUCCCAAAAUCGAGUAUUCCCGGGUGGUGGAUUUGGUUCUAUUAUAUCUGCCCGAUUGCAUGGACGUUACGUGGUAUUAUAACGUCUCAGCUUGGUGAUGUGGAAACCAUUAUAGUGGGACCUGGAUUCCAGGGCAGCGUGAAAGAGUAUUUAGCUGUUACUCUUGGAUAUGACUCUAAAAUCAACGGAUUUUCAGCAGUGGGCCUUUCCGCCCUUGUGCUUAUUGGAUUUAUCAUUCUCUUCUUUGGUUCUUUCGCUGUAUCAGUCAAAGUCUUGAAUUUCCAAAAGAGAUAAGUGGAUAAUAUUGUUACAAAAUAUGAGAGAAUUUAUUAAGCAAUUCUUUAAUAUCACACCGAAAUUCUGACAUUGUUUAUUGAAUAAAAUGUCAUU